This is a messenger RNA of Phragmites australis (common reed), 1852 nucleotides long. Its product is annotated as UDP-glycosyltransferase 73E1-like. The transcript has a single exon. Bases 92 to 1630 code for a protein of 512 amino acids. Gene Ontology annotation, molecular function: UDP-glycosyltransferase activity. The record is from RefSeq and is a predicted model, not a curated record. Lineage: Eukaryota; Viridiplantae; Streptophyta; Magnoliopsida; Poales; Poaceae.
CUUCGAGCAUGGAGUUUAUCACAGCUAGCGGAGGAGUGCAUACUUGUAGUAGUAGCACUAUUACUGACAAGGCAACGGCAGUAGCAGUGCCAUGGCGGCGGCGCUCCAAUUCGUGCUGGUGCCGCUCCUGGCACAGGGCCACGUGCUCCCCAUGCUGGACCUGGCGCGCCUCAUCGCCGGCCACGGCGCGCGCGUCACCGUCGUGCUGACGCCCGUGAACGCCGCGCGCAACAGGGCCGCCCUGGAGCACGCCGCGCGGGCGGGGCUCGCCGUCGACUUCGCCGAGCUCGCGUUCCCGGGGCCCGCGAUGGGUCUGCCCGUGGGCUGCGAGAACGCAGACAUGGUGACGGACGUGUCCCACAUCAUCGCCUUCUACGACGCCGUCUGGCUGCUCGCCGCGCCGCUCGAGGCGUACCUCCGGUCGCUGCCCCGGCGCCCCGACUGCCUCGUCGCCGACUCGUUCAACCCGUGGACGGCCGACGUCGCGCGUCGGCUCGGCGUCCCGCGGUUCGUUUUCCACGGCCCGUCCGCGAUCUACAUCCUCGCCGUGCACAACCUGGCCAAGCACGGCGCGUACGACCGCGCCGCCGGCGACUUCGAGCCGUUCGAGGUGCCGGACUUCCCCGUGCGCACCGUGGUUAACAGGGCGACGUCGCUCGGGCUCUUCCAGUGGCCCGGGAUGGAGAAGCACCGGCGUGACACGCUCGACGCCGAGGCCACCGCCGACGGCCUGCUGUUGAACACGUGUGCGGCAUUGGAGGGCGCGUUCGUCGAGCGCUACGCGGCGGCGCUCGGCCAGAAGGUGUGGGCUGUCGGGCCGCUCUGCCUCCUGAACACGGACGCCAACACAAGGGCCGCGAGAGGCAACCGUGCGGCCGUGGACGUCAGCCGCAUCGUCUCUUGGCUCGACGCGCGGCCGGCGGCGUCCGUGGUCUUCGUCAGCUUCGGCAGUAUCGCCCGCCUGUUCCCGCCUCAGGUCGCCGAGCUCGCCGCCGGCCUGGAGGCGUCGCGCCGGCCGUUCAUUUGGGCGGUCAAAGAGUCCGCUGGCCUCGACGAUGGGCUCGAGGCUCGGUUGAAGGACCGCGGGCUCGUCAUCCGCGGUUGGGCGCCGCAGAUGACUAUCCUGUCGCACCCUGCUGUCGGCGGCUUCCUGACGCACGGCGGGUGGAAUUCGACGCUAGAGGGCCUCUCCCACGGCGUGCCUCUUCUGACAUGGCCACACUUCGCCGACCAGUUCCUGAACGAGGCGCUGGUCGUGGACGUGCUCGGCGUCGGUGUCCGCGCCGGCGCGAAGGUGCCGUCCACGCACGUAAAGCUCGUGAACCCCAGGGAGCUACUGGAGGUGCAGGUCGGGAGGGAGGACGUGGAGAGGGCGGUGGCCGAGCUGAUGGACGAGGGUCCCGCGGGCUCGGCGCGGCGGGCGAGGGCGAAGGAGCUCGCCGCGAAGGCGAGGGUCGCGAUGGCGGACGGCGGGUCGUCGAACACCGAUUUGAAGGACAUGGUCCGGCACGUCACCGAGCUCGCGCAGAAGACGAGGGAGGAGGACAUGGUUCUUGAUGCGGCAGAGCUCGUAAGCAAGAAGAUGGAUGACGCCGACGGCAAGUACCCAGUGGCAUCGGAAGUUGCGUGAAUUGUGUUAUUUGGUUGUACCAUUGGUAUUAGUGGCGGACGCAGCAAUUGCAACGGUUGCAGAAGGAAGUAAAUUCUAUAAAACUUGUGAAAGACUCCUGUGAGAUUUUUAAUUUAUAUUAUUUUUUCUUUAAUUUAACAAUUGGUGUGUAUGUAGAAGAGAGAGCAAGAGACACUAGUCUGCGCGGAGAGUGGGUCUUUCGAAAGAUCGGCUCUUAUAAAA